AUGGCGUCGACUGACUGGUGUGAUCUCCCAACUGAGCUUCUGAAUUUGAUAUUGCAACGAAACGACGAUGAACUCGAUCUCAUUCGAACAGAUUUUAUCAUCAACCAUAGAGAUUUUAAUCUUCGUAACUACUUCUUCUACAAUAACAAGAAGCGUGAAAAGUUCCUUGCAAUCACGUGCAAUGGUGAAAACCCUAUGGUUCUUGGCAUUUCGGACUAUUUCCCCCAUCCUAUGCUGUUCUGUUACCUCAACAAAUUUUGGAAACCCAUUUCCGACAUGUCAACUAAAUAUGUUGAUAUUUGUGUGUUUAAAAGGAGGUUUUACUUGGUAGACAAUACUGGUCGGACAGUUACAAUUGAAUCCGACUCGAGUGUCCAGUUAGUGGAUAAUCCUUUUAUUCCUGGAGAUAGAAAAUUACUGGUGGAGAGUGAGGGUGCCUUGUUGUUGGUUAAUAUUUAUGAGAAUCUUAUGACUUUUAAUGUGUUUAGACUUGACGAGAAGAAUAAAAAAUGGGUGAAGUUGAUGAGUUUAAGGAAUAGGGUUUUGUUCUUUGUGAAUGGAUGUUCAUUUUCUGCUUCAGCUUCGGAUUUGUGUGUUGCCAAAGGGAAUUGUGUCAUCUUUAUCGAUGAUGCAUACAACAUAUGUACUUAUUUCUAUAAUUAUUGCUUGGAUCGAAGUCAGCCAUUGUCUGUGUCUGAGUACUUUGAAUACCUCAGCUUGUUCUCGGCACCGGAGUGGAUCGGCAAAAGUUAA
Messenger RNA from Medicago truncatula (barrel medic), 753 nucleotides. Its product is annotated as F-box protein SKIP23. Lineage: Eukaryota; Viridiplantae; Streptophyta; Magnoliopsida; Fabales; Fabaceae. The record is from RefSeq and is a predicted model, not a curated record. The transcript has 2 exons. The coding region runs from base 1 to 753 and encodes 250 amino acids.